GCGUAUAAAAGACUCCCGGCCGCACAGUAGAGCAUCAGUCAUUGCUCGCUCACAGCAGAACAUCGCAGCAGCAGCAGCAAUGAGGAUCCUGGUGUGUGUGUACCUGUGUGGUCUAGCCCUCGCUGUCCUCGCUGAGGAGGAGCAGAAGGUGAAGACAGAGAAGAGAGGACUCUCUGGCUCCCUUGGUGGAUACGGUGGCGGCUUCGGUGGAGGCUACGGAGGCGGCUACAGUGGUGGCUACGGAGGCGGCUACGGAGGUGGAUACGGCGGUGGCUACGGAGGCGGAUACGGAGGCGGCUUCGCUGGUGGACUCGGAGGCGGUCUUGGUGGCGGCAUUGGAGCCGGCAUCGGUGGUGGAGCCCCUCAGGUCACUGUCAACAGCGUGCCUGUCCCUGUCCCAGUGCCCGUGGAGAGGACCAUCCCAGUGCCGGUGAGGGUCCCAGUCACAGUCCCUGUGGAGCGUCCUGUUCCCGUCCAGGUGCCACAGCCGUACCCUGUCCCCGUAGACAACCCUGUGCCCGUCCCCGUCAAGGUCCCCACCCCAGUGUCCGUCCCAGUACCUCAGCCCUACGUCGUUAAGCGUCCAGUGCCCUACGUCGUCAGCGCUGGCCACGGUGGUCUCGGCGGAGGACUCGGCGGUGGUCUCGGAGGAGGCCUGGGCGGUGGUCUCGGAGGAGGCCUCGGAGGAAAAUUCGGUGGAGGCUACGGCGGCGGCUUAGGCGGAGGAUACGGCGGAGCUGUCGGUGGCUUUGGAGGACUUGGGGGCUACGGAAAAUACGGCCACGUGUGUGUGUAUCUGUGCGGUGUGGCCCUGUCCGUCCUAGCCGAGGAGGAGCAGCCAGUGAAAGAGAAGCGAGGACUCUCCGGUUCGCUGGGUGGUUAUGGUGGCGGCUACGGUCUGGGAGGUGGCUACAGUGCCGGCUAUGGAGGCGGCUACGGUGGCGGCUACGGAGGUGGCUACGGAGGUGGAUACGCUGGUGGACUCGGAGGCGGCCUUGCAGGUGGCAUCGGGUCCGGCAUUGGAGGGGGAGGAACACAGAUCACUGUCAACAGAAUACCUGUCCGGGUCCCAGUCCCUGUGGAGAGGAUCGUUCGAGUGCCUGUGAAGGUCCCAUUCACGGUAACUGUGGACCGGCCUGUCCCUGUGCAGGUGCCUCAGCCGUACCCUGUCCCUGUAGACAACCCUGUGCCCGUCCCCGUCAAGGUCCCCACCCCAGUGUCCGUCCCAGUUCCUCAGCCCUAUGUCGUUAAGCGUCCAGUGCCCUACGUCGUCAGUGCUGGCCACGGCAGUAUCGGAGGAGACCUCGGCAGUGGUCUCGGAGGAGGCCUCGGUGGAAAAUUCGGCGGAGGCUACAGCGGCGGCUUUGCUGGAGGAUAUAGUGGAGCUGCCACAUCAGUCAUUGCUCGCUCUCAGCAGAACACGCAAGCAGCAAUGAGGAUCCUGGUGUGCGUGUAUCUGUGUGGUCUGGCCCUGUCCGUCCUAGCUGAGGAGGAGCAGCCGGUGAAAGAGAAGCGAGGACUCUCCAGUUCGCUGGGUGGCUAUAGCGGUGGCUAUGGUCUGGGAGGUGGCUACAGCGGCGGCUAUGGAGGCGGGUAUGGUGGCGGCUACGGAGGUGGAUACGCUGGUGGACUCGGAGGCGGCCUUGCAGGUGGCAUCGGGGCCGGCAUUGGAGGGGGACAACCACAGAUCACUGUCAACAGAAUCCCUGUCCGGGUCCCAGUCCCUGUGGAGAGGAUCGUUCGAGUGCCUGUGAAGGUCCCAUUCACGGUAACUGUGGACCGGCCUGUCCCUGUGCAGGUACCGCAGCCGUACCCUGUCCCUGUAGACAACCCUGUGCCCGUCCCUGUCAAGGUCCCCACCCCAGUGUCUGUCCCAGUUCCUCAGCCCUACGUCGUUAAGCGUCCAGUGCCCUACGUCGUCAGCGCUGGCCACGGCGGUAUCGGAGGAGGCCUUGGCGGUGGUCUCGGAGGAGGUCUCGGAGGAGGUCUCGGAGGAGGCCUCGGAAGAGGCUUCGGAGGAAAGUUCGGCGGAGGCUACAGCGGCGGCUUCGGUGGUGGAUACGGCGGUGGCUUUGGAGGACUCGGUGGCUACGGGAAAUAUGGCCACUAGAAAUCCAUCUCAGUUAUAAUAUCUUGACCUGUACAUGCCAUCAGAUUCGUAUUAUGUACACAAAAAAAUGCUAAAUAAAAACUGAUGCAUCACA
Messenger RNA from Schistocerca cancellata (South American locust), 2204 nucleotides. RefSeq names its product shematrin-like protein 2. NCBI's taxonomy places the organism in Eukaryota, Metazoa, Arthropoda, Insecta, Orthoptera, Acrididae. The transcript has 8 exons. Bases 80 to 2110 code for a protein of 676 amino acids. The record is from RefSeq and is a predicted model, not a curated record.